AUGGCUUCGGAGAAUAAUUCUAUCAGGGACAACCGUGCGUACAGCACAGAUUUAAAAGGAUCUCAACUGCAAGAAAAUGCUCGUCGUCCGUCGAAUUCGUCGAGUGCCGAUCGAAACAACGUCAAGGCACAAUCUCGACCACAAUCGAAUUCGUCGAGUGCUGAUCGAGACAACGUCAAGCCACAAUCUCGACCACAAUCGACAAUUAAAGUUGUUGAAACUGUACCGAUCGAUCCGGACUAUAUGAUAAUCAGUGGCCAUUUGCGUAGUAGCGUCUGUUUUGGUUAUCCUGUUGCGCGAAGUAGCCAUGCAAAACUAGUGCACAAUGCUCAAAUAUUCAAAGAGCAUUUUGAAAUGGUUGCCUCGGAGCAACGAAGACACCCACAUUCGUUUCGUCGUAAAAAGGAUUGGCUCGGUCGAUGGACCGAGGCGAACAUCACAAGACAACGUCUCGUAAAAGAACUGCUUGAAAUGCAAAAGAAGACAACUACUCCCAGUGGCUAA
Messenger RNA from Rotaria socialis, 504 nucleotides. NCBI's taxonomy places the organism in Eukaryota, Metazoa, Rotifera, Eurotatoria, Philodinida, Philodinidae. The record is from the annotation of a GenBank genome assembly.